Molecule: messenger RNA, 2140 nt
Organism: Diospyros lotus (date-plum)
Lineage: Eukaryota; Viridiplantae; Streptophyta; Magnoliopsida; Ericales; Ebenaceae
Product: membrane-bound transcription factor site-2 protease homolog
Exons: 11
Coding region: 46-1653 (535 amino acids)
Biological process (GO): regulation of response to endoplasmic reticulum stress; membrane protein intracellular domain proteolysis
Cellular component (GO): membrane; cytoplasm
Molecular function (GO): metalloendopeptidase activity; protein binding
Source: RefSeq, a predicted model, not a curated record
GUAGCCAUCAUGUCAAAAAUGUUGUAGAUGUGAUCUUUUGCGAACAUGGAAGGGCCGCGAGCAAGAAGGAUUUGGCGUCAGAGACAGAGACGGAAUGGAACUCUACUGCCUUUGCACAUUAGGCGCCUCUCCAGCACUGUUUCCUGUUGGUUCUGUGAUUUCAAGACCUCUGUCUUCAAUGAGCCGCUAUUCCUUGUGGGGCGAAGAAAUGCUAGGUUUUUGCGAGUUUGGUUUUCGGUUGGGGUCGGUUUUGGUCUAACUGCAAUACUCGGAGUGUGUAUGAUUCUUCUUUGGGAGGCAGCGGAAAUGCUGAAUUUGUAUCAGGGGAAUGCCUGGCUUGCGAAACUCUUCAGUGACUCCUUAUUUGGGAUUUCCCCUCCGGUUUUUGGAUUGAAUAUAUCAUUCGCUGAUGUUGGAUGCAUUUGUAUAUCUACAGUUAUAUCUGUAACUGCACAUGAAUUUGGGCAUGCUCUAGCUGCUGCCAGUGAAGGAAUCCAAAUAGAGUAUGUUGCUGUAUUUGUAGCAGUUCUAAUUCCUGGAGCUCUGGUGGCUUUCAAUGAUGAGUUGCUGCAGGCAUUACCAACCUUUGCUGUCCUUCGAAUAUUCUGUGCUGGCAUUUGGCAUAAUGCAGCAUGUUGUGCAGUUUGUGGAAUAGCAUUGUUCCUUCUGCCUUUGAUACUCCAUCCAUUUUACAUACAUGCUGAAAACCCUAUGGUAUUGGAUGUGUCUUCUACUUCCCCAUUGUCUGGUUUUUUGUCUCCUGGUGAUGUAAUCACAUCUAUAGAUGGAAUAAGCAUUCAUGAUGCACAAGAAUGGAAAGAGAUUGCUGCUCGUGCACAUGAGCAAACGCUUAAAAUAUCAAACCUUUUGGAUUUUCACUUUACAAUGACCAAUGGCACCAAGGGGUACUGUGUUCCCCAUUCAUUGAUGGAAGUGAGCGAGCGUGUUCAGUUAAGGGAUGGCCUAUCUACUUGUGCCAAUGAGUUUAUGCCAUUUGCUACUCUUUCAUCCUUUAAUUCAGGUAUGCUUGAUGAUGGUAGUAUUGAGAAUAAUCAUCAAAGCAACAGAGAGAGCAUUCGUUGCUUGGUUGCUAAGGAUAUUGUUAAGCUUAACAAGUGUGGUAAUGGAUGGGUGAAAUCUGCAAGCAACAAAAGUAGCUGCCUAUGUUCUGAGGAUGAAUCCUGCUUAACUCCAGUCCAGACACCAGGUUUAACAUGGCUUGAGAUCACAUAUUCAAGGCCUUAUUCCUUGGAAUGCAGGCAACUUGGAAGAAAAUUAUCAGCAGGUGUUAAGAGUCCAUACUCUGAAGAAAUGAAUUGCAGUGGAGCCUUUGUUUUUGUUGGAGACGUAAUCUUCAUGGCUCAUUCAAUUUGGUUGACUGCAUAUCGUCCUCGGGGAUCAUUUUCUUUUGGUGCAUUUCUCCCAAGUAUCCUGGAAAAGAUCUUUCUGUGUACAUUUCACGUGUCUUUGGUAUUAGCUUUUCUUAACAGCCUGCCGGUGUACUUUCUUGAUGGUGCCUCCAUUCUGGAGGCUACCCUUUGUUACUUGAGGUUGACGGGCCCAAGGAUGAAAGUUCUUCGGUUAUGUCUUUUAGCAGGGACCCUUCUUUCUGUCCUCGCCUUCCUAAGGAUCUUUCUUGUCGCUAUAUUAUAAGCUUGAGAAUGAAGCUCUAGUGGAAUUGAGCCUCAGUGGUCGUUGUUGUUGCUGCAUUGAGUGAAUCCUUGAUUGAAAAUAACUAAACUUGAGCAACUCUCUCUCUCUCUCUCUCUCUCUGAGGUAUGACUUGACCGCUUUGUUCAAAGGUUUAUGGAAUGGGAUGGAUCUGGAGCCUUCUUUAUCCGACGCACAUGUCCACAUGAGGGUUCUGAUAGAAAAACUAAACCAUGUGCUGCACAUUUACUGGACACCUCUGCAGGGAGAAGCUGUAAUCCAUAUUGUUAACUUAAAUAGCACCGAGUGAGAGUCAGUUUCAACUUUCAGUGGCUUGAUAUCUUUCCUCAUCAUGGCCUUGCAAGCUUUUUAGCUCUUCUAGUCACAUCAUCACCUCAGACCCUUUUUAAGUUUUAGGUUGUUUAGUUGCAUGAAUUUUUUAUUUGUGCUCAUAUUUUUAUAAAAACAUUACAUCUUAUGUCUUUCUUUA